Paramuricea clavata is the source of this 9111-nucleotide messenger RNA. Lineage: Eukaryota; Metazoa; Cnidaria; Anthozoa; Malacalcyonacea; Plexauridae. The record is from the annotation of a GenBank genome assembly.
AUGCAUGUUUAUUCUAUUCGACACAGGAGAAGUUUGGAACAUUUUGCUACUUCACUUCAGAAUGCGGUUUCAUCAGUGGAACCUGAAAACGGUGGAGGUGAAUUAACCAUUAAAUUGCCAAAGGAAUCGCAGAAGUUUGUUUCAGAAAAGAAAAAAUUUCGCUUAAGUAUCGAGUUCUCAUUGGAACAUCCAAAAGGAGGAAUUCAAUUUGUUCUACCUGCUGGAAAUGGAAGCGUUGACGAGGUGCACCUUUAUCGCUCUAUAGUUUGUAGAAUAUGACAUGAUUUUCAUCCUUAUCUAAAAGACAAACUUGAGUUUGAAUUUUCUUGAAUUUUCUUAAAGACCAUGUAAAGUCCGUUCUGCGCAUACGUUCUGCGCAGGCUUACAUUCCAAUGGUCGGGACCCGACCGUUGGAAUGUUAUUAAUAUUUCGUAUCUUUUGAACUUUCUUGAAUUGAAUCUCUAGUCUGUAUUCAUUUUCAAGCAUAGCGAACCAAAAGAGUGUUAAAAAUUCAGUAUAAUAUAUAUCUAAUCAUAUUUUACAACUGUAGCACUGACUAAUAUUAUUAGCUCUACUACGGUAUUGAGCACUUUACUCAUAUAUGAUUCCAAAAUCCAAACUCGAUACUUGUGUAUAAUAAAAUCCCAUGCAUUUUGCCGGGUUUGCUACUGAAUUGGGUGAAAUAGGUGAAAAUCAUGGGAAUUCGUAAAUUAUAAAUCGCUUUUUUACGCAAAAACACAACAGUUUGUGUAGCAACCGUGAGGAGUGACGGAAGUAUGAAUUAAUACAUAUUGGAUGCAAAUCCAUCGUGCUUUUCGCGCUAAGAGUUCAAGGGUUUUGAGAGGACAACCUCAAUUAAAUUAGCUGUAUUUUGGAGUCGAAGAGUGAAGUUUCCUCCGGCACACAAAAUACACAAGUAAAAUUCCUCACUUUUUGCUGCAGAAAGAUGUAAAUUGUAAGACGGAAUUAAUCGGAAAACCAGGUUUGAAUCCCAAUCAUUGUACUCUUCUCAUGGAAAAAGUGUUUUCUCUCACAUUUUUGCUCAAAAACAAACUUUGACUGAAUUUUUCUUACUUCUCAGAACUCUCCUUAGUCCUUUUGAAAGCUGAUUUUCCCGCGCGUAGGCUUGGACGAAUGUGGUGACGUCAACUAAACUGCAAUUGGCCUGUUGUACCAAUUUCCGGCACAAGUUGAUUAGCGUAGAUUAUGUUGAGACUGGGAAAUCUACACAAGAAAAUAAAUCAAUCUUGCAUGGGUACCAUGUCGAGCUAGGAGAUUAGCGCAUGUGGCUUAGCUAAUGCGACGCACAUAUCGAGCUGCGAUCAGGAGAAAAAUAAGCGAUAACUGGGUAAAAUUUUGAUGUUUUAAUAUUCUGUAUAUUGUUUAUAAUUACUAUUAUGAGUUAUGCGCACUCGCAUCCCCAUCUUGUCCCAAAUUCCCGGCAAUGACUGUGUACCAUCUUUUUUUUAUAGAAAUCCGCUCACAUGUUCACAUACAACCAUGGAAAUACAUCCAGGUAUAUUAUUGUAUAUUAUUAUAUAACAUAAUUAUAUGGUUUUGAUAUCAGAAUUAUAUUCAAGGCCUAGUUUUCACUACAGCGCAGGCAUAAACGUAAGCAUAAAACGCUAAACAAUCAAACAUAUUUUCUUUUUGUAUCUGCACGCGUAAGUUAAGUUUGUCAACCACGGCUUUUUAACGACGACGUAAUGGCGGCCGCCGGUGGGGGAAGGUAAUGUUUUACUGUUCAAAUUUGAAUUGUAGUGUUGAAAUACGAACGAUUUGAGUAAAAUACGAACGAGUGAAUGUGCAAGUAUUUUUGGUUUAUAUCAACGAUCUCUCGUUAUGUUUACAACAAGCACCUCAAUUUGCGGAUGACACGGCGAUCUACUGGGCAGCCUCUUGUCCUAAUGAGAUUCAGACCAAAUUGAAUGAAGACAUGCUUCAUCUAAUAUCUUGGCUAGAUGAUAUUAGGCCUAGAUUGUCCUUAAAUUUACCAAAAAUUAAAUUUCUGCUGAUAGAUGGUGGGCAACGACUGAAGCGUUUUGGUUCCCUGGAACUGACUAUUGAUAAUCAUAUUUUGGGAAGAGAAUCUAUAGCUAUAAAUAUCUUGGAGUUAUUAUCAAUGAAGCGCUUUCUUGGGCUGACUAUAUCGACUGCGUUAGAGCCAACGUGGCAAUAUGCAUCAAACAUCUACUGCCAUUCCAUGCAAGGCUUUUAAAGGUUGUUAACAGCUUGUCAGCUUUAUUUUUCUUCUUCUGGAUUAUGGAGAUUUAGUUGGCGUGACAGAAACGAAUGUAUCCCUGCAUGAUGAAUGAUCUGCAAAUUUUUCAUAAAGCUGCCGAACAACCGAACUAUGCUUCUAGUAACCAGGCUUUUUCAAUGUUGAAGUGGUGUCAGCCUAAUCCCUAGGCCUCUUAGUUCGCCUAUUGCGCGUUUCUCACGGAAAUCAAAAGCGUGCACAGAGGACUUGGGACUAGUCUGAAGUGGUGUUUAUAGUCGUAUAGAAGACAAUUUCGUAGACGCAGCUUUGUUUAUAAAGCUCCUUCUUCAUUAAAGUACUGUUUAAUAAACGAGCAGGAGUGUUUUAUUAGGUUUAAAGUCACGAGCGCGCACCGCGAGUAGCUUUAGACCUAAUAAAACACGACCUGCGAGUUUAUGCGAGAAAUUCAAUAUAUAUACUGCCUUAUUAGUAUUCUUUAUAUGAAGAAUACUAAUGAUAACACGACUACAUUAAAUACUAUUGGUGGAUUUGACAAAAAUACAAUGCACACGUGACGUUGAAGGACCAUAUUUAUGAAUAAACGUUGACUAAUAUAGAUAAUGAGUUAUAUUGUUAUUCUGAUGAGUUUCACCGCCAUCUUCCCUUCGAUAGGCUAUGGUUAUGCCUAGCAUGUUCUUUUAAAUAAAUAAAUAAACAAAUAUCUGUGAUUUUCCUCCAUUUUAUACUCACCGGCCCUAACAAACCACUAUAAAUUCGGAAAGGUUAAUCAGGAUUCAUCCAAUAACUAUUGCUUUGAAAAUUUAAAUUUUUUGACGGAAAACCCUCUAUAGUCUGGUAGCGUAGCUUGUUAGUAGUGGAGCGUCUAUAAAUCAAUCAAAUCAAUCAAUCAAAAACUUUAUUUUAACACGGUGAAAUCUACAGUAUAACAUUUUACAAGAUAAUUAACUAACAUAUAAUUACAAAUUACGCUAUGACAAUUAAUACACUUUAAACAUAUCCAAACACUAAAAUACUGAUUUACAAGAUUGCCGUACGGGAGUCCAUCUCAUAUAGAGAACAAAUUGUCAAUUGCUGUUUUGAAUUCACUUAGGGAGCAUGUUGUUCGUACAUUUUGUGGUAACUCGUUCCAUAAAACUGCCCCGCUAUAACUGAAACUUCGCUUCCGUAGUUGGUUCUUGGUUUUGGUACAAAUAAGGUGUGUUCAGAGUUUCUUAAGUUAUAUUCUGUGCUGCGAGAUUCAAACAAUUCACGGAGAUAAAACGGAGUUGGAUCGUUAAUUGUUUUAAACAUUAGUAUAGCCUUAUGCUUUUUCCGACGUGUUAAAAGAUUAUCCCAGCCCAGCUUACUAAAAAGGUCGCUGGAACUAGCAUCAUAUUGAGAUUUAGUGAUGACUCUCGCUGCCCUAUUUUGCAAUUUUUGCAAUUUGUCAUUUAACGUGAUAUUCACUAUGAGCGAAUAGUCAACGAGGCGAAGCCGAGUUGACUAUUUGCUCAUAGGCAACGAGGCCGAGUUGUCUAAUUGUUUUAGUAUAAACUUUAACAUUAAUUUACAACUAGGCUGCAAACACAAUACAAAAAUACACAAAAAAAAAACAUUAUAAAACCAUUAAAGGUAAACAAAUAUUUUAGUUUCUGUUCGCGUAAAAUGUUUUACAAAAUUCGGUUUUAAUUUUAAAAUUUCAUUGAGUGUAUGUUAUUUUGUCUAUUUUCUUACCCUUAAAAAUUGCCAUUCCAUAUUUUUGUUGCUUUUUCGGGGAUUUUUAGUACAGAAUUGUUGAACAAGUCGUCCAAAAAAAUCAUCAGACACUUCGGGAAAAGUGCAAAAUGUGAAUUUUCCGCCAUUUUGAAUUUUCUAUUAGUAGGCUAUCACUAAUAGCCUACUAGUAGCGUAGCCAAUCAGAAGCCACGAUAUGUGAUAGCCUACUAGUAGGUUUAUACUAAUAGCUAGUAGCCAUUGAUGAAGAUUUUUCAAUUCAGAGUUUAAUAUUUGCUCAAGCUCUGUGACGGAAUUUGCUGCGAUGCUAAUAUUAGUGUCGUCAGCAAACAUUCUUGGAGAGGCUCUGUCGAGACAAUUAGGCAAAUUAUUUAUGUAUAUUAAGAACAGUUGAGGUCCCAAGUUACUGCCUUGUGGUACCCCACAGGUUAUUUUAGCAGUUUUAGAUAACUCACCAUUGACGCAACAUCUUUGACUGCGGUUGCUUAGGUAUGAUUCGAAGAAUUUGAUACCAUUUUCAUCAACGCCAUAAAUUCGUAACUUCCGUAAAAGAAUCGUGUGAUCAAUAGUAUCAAAUGCUUUUUUAAGAUCGAUCUUUUUUAAAUGCGCGAAUUAAGUAUAGUUACCAACUUGGCCUUGUAUGAGAAUGAUUUUGCAGGGGGAAAAUUGGUCUUAUGAAUCCCCAUUUAUCACUUUCCCUAUGAAAAUUUUGAUGUAUUUUUUUAUUAUACAAAGGCUAUGGUUCCCAUGUGUUGACUCAUUUUCCGAAGUUUGUACGUGGAAAAUUGAUGUGACAGUAGCUAAAGAUUUGAUUGCUGUUUCAUGUGGUGAGCUUAUUGAGCAGGUAAUUUAAGAGAACAGUAACCUUUAUAACAGUGUUCAAUAUUGCUGUUUCAUGUGGUGAGCUUAUUGAGCAGGUAAUUUAAGAGAACAGUAACCUUUAUAACAGUGUUCAAUAUGACAGUCGCCCAUUAAUUUGUUUAGCCAAACGCCAGUUUGCAUGGGUUCGUACAGGUCGUCAAAAGUCAUGAAAGUCCUUAUAUAUUUUUCGGCAAAAUUAAGUACUCGAAAGUCUUUAAAUUUAAUGUUUCAUCAUUUAUAUACGGAAUAAAGAGAACUACAUUCUGACUCACAUGCAUUCUCCUUUCCAGACUUCACCAAUUGAUGAAAGGCAUGCGAAAAAAAAGAAAAUAAAGAGGCGAAAUUUCCGUAAAUUACUUCAUUUUCCAUUUCACAACCUUUAUCGUUUUUGAGGGGAUCUAAAAUUUAAUGAUAGCAUUCUACAGGGUGUACCAGAAAAAAGUAGACAAUUGAUGAUUCCCCUUAUUACGUUUUCGUAGCGCUUUGCAUUGUGGUUAUAGUGGUAUCACUAAUAAAGAUAGCGGCCUCGAAUGAAAAUAUUGAAUGUUUUCGCAAAUAUUUUGCUGUUGGCUAUCGCGCAUCUGACCCUAGCUUUUUUUUUUAAAGUUCUUGCACUGGUCAGGACAAAAAAUAAGCCAUCUUGAAUAUCAGUGAUACCACUAUAACCACAAUGCAAAGCGCUACGAAAACGUAAUAAGAGGAACCUAGUAUUUUGAAACAAUUUCACAAAUCCGUUCAUGUCAUGAAAUUUUUGAUAAAUAUAGAUUUUUUGGUACUUAUAAUGUAGUAUUAACAAAACAAAAAAAAAUGGAAAAAUAAAUUUUCUAGAGCAGGGGUGUGUGCCUUUUUUAGCAGCAUUAAAAUAGCUUACGUGCGAAAUUUUUAAAAGGUUAAUGGGCGAGAAAUUUGUUAUGUGUUUUAGUAAUGGUCCAAAUAUCAGAAAAUUUGCUCAAUUUUAAGUCCUUCAAAUGGCUGCUGAAACUUUCAUUUCUUGGCACCAAUGCCUUUCACGCAUGCUAAGAUUCAUGCAUUAUACCUAAUUCGCAUAUUGUUAUUGUAUAAAAAGUAAAAUAAAAAUAUGCAAAUUAGGUAAAUGCAAUGAAUUAAGUAUGCGUGAAAUGCAUUGGUGCCAAAAAUGAAAGUUUCAGCAGCUAUUUGAAAGACUUAAAAUUGAGCAAAUUUUCUGAUAUUUGGACCAUUAAUAAUAAUUUUGCGCCCAAGCAUUUUUUAAUGCUGCUAAAAAGACACACACCCCUUCUCUGGAAAGUUUUUGAAACGAAAAUGUUUUGUUUAUUCUACAUUGUAAGUACCCAAACAACCUAUAUUUAUAAAAAAUUUCAUGACAUGAACCGAUUGGUGAAAUUGAGAGCCGUUUCAAAAUUGUCUACUUUUUUUAUACACCUGUAUAAUAACUGCCGGAAAUGGAAAGUGCACGAGGUCAAUGUUAAUGAGUACACAAAAUUUGGAGAUUUUAUUUCGAAAACAGUGGCAAUGGCGCUAUUAUUAGGAACGCAUUUUAUUGCAUGGAAUGGUGGCUUGAAGGACAUGCAUGUAUCCCGUUCAAUACAUCCCCCUAUUACAUUUUCUGCUUUUAGAAUUAGAAACGAUGCCAGUGCCACAAUUAGUCACCACUGAAAUUCUGUGUAAACUAUACAUCAAACUGAAAUUUACUCAAAAACCAAUCUCGUACCCAGAGCAAUCCCGUUCGCAGGUUAGGGUUGGGCUGGUUCUGGGGAAAUGGAAUUGAUUCACGUUGCAUUUGCGACGUGAAAUGUAUGGUUUGAUGUAUAAUCCUACCAAGCAUUUUACUCGUUUCUCGUAUUUUUUCUCGCAUAAAUGACCUGGGACCCUUAGUUAUUUAUCCAUCUAGUAUAGUCUGGUUAAUUUACUCAGGAAGUCCUGUUCAAAUUAACUGGACUAUAGGUUAGAAUAACAUGCAAUAAUUAUUGAUUGGCCAAUUUCGACAUCUGUUGAAAGUGGGCGUAGCCCGAAGGCUAAGUGAGUGGGAAUGGCAAAAUAGUAGAUCUCGUGCAGGCUCUCCUUUCCUCUGAGAGCCACUAUACGCAGGCUAUCGAGAUUAUCGGCCAGGACUCCGCCCUUACAGGCGGCUUCCCGGGCAGGGUAUAACUGUGAAAUGUACUGUUUUUGUUUUAAGGUAUACACUGGCGAUGAGAAAUAUAAAACAUUUUCGUAUGUUCUGGAUGUGCCAACAGCAGCACCAAAUAUCGCAUUAGCAGUGGGGUAUGUUGUGCUCUAUUUCAAGCUGCUUAAAAUCUUAAAGUAUGGCAUGCCGGUUGUGGGUUUUCUGGCGCUAGUAAAUUGCUACAGUCCUUAUAUUGACUUGUUGCCUAUUGAAAGACCAACGUCGGGCGUAAUAUGAUCGUGGCAAGCUUUUUCACUGAAACUUGGGACGGUUGUUCAAAGCCCAAUCAGCGCUAACUGUGGGUUAAAUUUAACCCAUUAUUCUGGUUUAUGUAUAUCCGAUGUCUAUUUAUCUCAAAACUUUAGAAAAUUAAACUUCUGAUGAUCCAGACGAGAUAUCUGAAAAUAAGCUGCUAGAAUUGCUUUGAAUUUCACGUUAACCCAGGGUUAAGCUAACCUGCUUUGAGCAACCGUCCCCAGGCUUCUAACAGGAAAUUUAAUUAUCGUAUUUCCUAUAUGCUGUAAAAAUUUCUAUGCAAGUGAUAUUGAUGAUUUUUACCGAUAUUGUCUGAAAGUAUCAAUAUUUACUUGCGUUUUUCUUUGCAGGCCCUUCGAAAUGUACAUUGAUCCUGUAAUGCCUGAGGUUGCACACUUUUGUUUACCUGGUUUGCUGCCGUUGCUAAAGCAGACCACUGGCUCCCUAAACGAGGUACUACAUAUCAACUAUGAUAUUUUCUAAUAGUUUUUGCGCCCGAUGUCUUUUAGACCGCGGAGCGUAUAAUGCUAUCAACUCAGUGCAGUGGAGAUUCACAGGAAAUGACCAUGAUGUAAUAUGAUAGAAAAAAACAGUUAUAGUCUGCCAAGAUAUGUUGGUCCAGCGAACUUCAAAGCUACAAAAUAGAAGACCUUUGUUUGAUGUUGAACUGUACCUAGCUCACCAUGCACAAAUUAUUUGUCUUAAUAUAGUAUACAUGGGUGAUCGUGGUUGCACGUUUCAUCUCUGCAAUCCCUAAUGGAUGAAUACUUCAUUAACCGAAAAUACAAUGAGCUCAGUGACAAAUUAACAUAAACUCAGACAAAAAAUAAUGCGAUAACUUCUGUUUCGUUUCCAAACCAUCAUAUCAACCAUAAUACGCUAAAAUGCAGUCAAACCGGGUUUCAUAUGCUGUGCAUGUAACAAUAAGAGAAAUUUUAUUCAAAAUUCCCCACCCACCCUACUAGCAAUUUCUUUGUCUAAAAGAAACUUUACUUAUUAUUACUUUGAUUCCAUACUUUGGCAGCAGUAUAUCUGAAAGUCCUUUUUAUUGAAUUGGUUUUGGGCUUCGACAACAGCAGUGUGUUAUUAUUACUUCUUAACUCAUAUCGUUUAGAAUUAGAUAUUUAAACAUAUCCAAAAUGUUCUCACGACAUACACUCUAGGUCGUUUUGUCAAUAGCACGAGUACAAUAAAAUGGUACAAUGCGAAGAUUUGGGUGAAGCUUUUUUCGACUUUAACUCUUUUUGACAAAUCGCAAGUAUCAUAAUGCGCGAGAGGAUGACGACUUUGUAUGUUCAUAUCUUCGGUUCUGUUCAUGCUUCGAAGACAGUACCACCAUUCGAUUCAGUGAAACAAUACAAGGCCUAGUCGCCUGCAAUACAAGUUCAAGGCCUGGUCGCCUUCCCCGUAGUUUCCACUGCCUGGUCGGUUUAUCAUCCUCCAAGUUCAAAUAACAAAGAUAUGUUACAGUGCCUAACAAGAUCAGAUAGAUCAAACUGUCGCCAGUUUAGGUUUAACCGCCUGAUAAACGCCCCAUCCGCGGGUCAGCCACUCUCGAUUUUGCAGUAACUAAUUUGCACAAAUUCUACCACACAAGCUCUAUCGAGAUCAACCCAUAACCUCUUGGGUUGUCUGACCAUAAUAUCAUUGUUAUGCACCAAACUGUGUAUGCACUCACAGGAAAGAUCACAUAACGAAACUGACCGUGUUAUUUAUAAAAGGGAUAUGACAACUUCUCGAAAGAUGGAACUUGACAGAUACCUAAACAAAGUUGACUGGAGUAUCCGGGACUUGCAUGACACAUGUGAAGGAAAAAUUAUUACUGAUGGUAUAUCUACAGGAUUGAACCUUCUCAUGCCAGAAAAAAUGAACAAAUUUCACCAUAACGACCCUCCGUGGAUUACUGAGGAUUUCAAGU